This is a messenger RNA of Acaulospora morrowiae, 576 nucleotides long. The record is from the annotation of a GenBank genome assembly. NCBI's taxonomy places the organism in Eukaryota, Fungi, Glomeromycota, Glomeromycetes, Diversisporales, Acaulosporaceae.
AUGGACGCAAAGGUUCGUGACGCGUUGGAAAGACGUCGAUUGAAAACAGGACACAGUGACUUUGAUCAUUGCUAUGAGUAUUACUUUGGCGAGUUCCCCGAAGAACCAGAAACGAGAAGAAAAUGCAACGACGCAUUCGAAUCUCUGUAUCAACAAUAUUUCAAUACAAAAAACCACGAGAAUCACACGUUGCCGAAGACACAUGCUCUUCUGUCAAAACCAUCCUUCUUUGAUCUUACGCUACAUCCCAAAAUCACAGAUCUCAUCGCCACGCAUCACCAAACAAACAAAAACGAAGAAUCACUAAAAAUUCAACAAGAUGCGUCCGAACAACAAUCAAAUCGGGAAUCCUCAACUAACACUUGUUUAACGGGUCAGGCGGAACUUGCGGGGAACGACGUCCACUGCUCAAAAAUCUCUGAUGGUCUCCCGUCGGCAGUCAUAAGUCCCAAGAGAGCUGACGAUGAAAAUUCAAUUACCGAUAAUGUAUCCGGGACAUCAAAGGGCGCACCACGAAAAAAACCCAAAGUAUGUCGUCCAAAGGUUGGAAGGAAAACUGCGACGGAUCAGGUAUAA